Molecule: messenger RNA, 950 nt
Organism: Anopheles funestus (African malaria mosquito)
Lineage: Eukaryota; Metazoa; Arthropoda; Insecta; Diptera; Culicidae
Gene: Elp5
Product: elongator complex protein 5
Exons: 3
Coding region: 145-897 (250 amino acids)
Biological process (GO): tRNA wobble uridine modification
Cellular component (GO): cytosol; elongator holoenzyme complex; nucleus
Molecular function (GO): tRNA binding
Source: RefSeq, a predicted model, not a curated record
UCAAAAGUAGAAAUGUCUUUUUGGUACACAAAUAGCUGUCAAACUAGUACGAGUAGAAACAAAACAGAAAACGAAUCGCGUUCGCCACCAGCUGCACUAAAUUAACGAAUUUAGUGAUAAUUUGGCUAAAAACGAGAACCCAGAAUGUCGGUAACUAUUAACCGGCGAAACAAUAGUACGCAGCAUAAUCGAGCGGAAUUGCUCAGCUCUAGGGCGCUACCGCAACAAAAGAUCAUCGCCAUAACCGAUAAAAUUGGAUUUGAACCAGAUGCUAACGCAGUAAUAACUGGUUGGUUGAAGGAACAGCAUGCCGAUAGUGCCUGUCCGCCUGUACUUGUACAGCAUCUGAAUGAGUCGUCUAUAUUCCUGAUCAUGAUCCUAUCCAAGCUGGAGCGACAAUUUGAACCUAGCCAAAUAUUCAAGUAUAUCGCACAGUGUAAGAAAAAUCCCACCAUCGAACACGUUUUUGUGUGGAUCGUAGAGCAAAAGCUGACGGAAACGUUUCUUGUGCCCUACGUCGAGCAUAUGGCUGAUACGAUAAUCACGUUCGAGGAUAGAACACAUUUGUCGUUGCUGGUGAAGAAACAUACCGGUUCCGUUACCAACAAGUAUUAUGAGUUUGAUCCACAGAAAGAAUCGUUUUUCGUCCUAGAGGUGAAACGAUCCGCCUUAACCAAACAGAAUACGGUAGCGAUGCAAGUAGAUCCUCCACCGAACCCUGCCACGCUGGGCACAUUCAAAAUCGAUUUAAAGGACGAAGAAGUAGCAGCAAAGAAUGCUUUAACGUUACCAUUUGAAUUCUUCAAAGCUCUCCCGGAAGGUGGUAAAAUCCUUUACCAUCCCGAUGCCGAAGAUGAUCUCGAUGAGGAGGAUCCCGACGAUGAUUUAUUGAUAUGAGUGCGCGAAAUACACGCUUCCCCAGCGACGACUAAAGGUAGAAAGCAAGCGAU